Penicillium malachiteum is the source of this 1749-nucleotide messenger RNA. RefSeq lists its product as uncharacterized. Gene Ontology annotation, molecular function: propionyl-CoA carboxylase activity. The record is from RefSeq and is a predicted model, not a curated record. Bases 1 to 1749 code for a protein of 582 amino acids. NCBI's taxonomy places the organism in Eukaryota, Fungi, Ascomycota, Eurotiomycetes, Eurotiales, Aspergillaceae. The transcript is spliced from 3 exons.
AUGGCUAAAGACAAUGAUAGCACGCCUUCGACAAAAUAUGGCAAAGGUCAGGCAGCGCAAAGACUAAAUCAAGUCUCCUCACACAUCACCCCAGAUAAACAAGUGUCCCUGAAAACAAAGACCAAGAGCACUGGAUCCCGUCUACCUGCAGAUCACUCCGAUGUGCUGGGCCAAUUAUCUACGCUACGCAAGAUAGCCGCAACACCCAAUCUCGAGUCCAGGGGCUAUAUCCGCCAAAAACAAGCCGGCAAACUAUGGGUCCGCGAACGAAUCGAGCAACUCCUAGACCCAGGCUCAUUCCAAGAGAUCGGUUCUGUAUCUGGAACAGUAACUUGGAAGAAAACAUCCCCCAUGCGAGAGAAGCCUGUUUCAUUUACUCCAAGUAAUAACGUCCAAGGCGCGGGGACGCUCCGUGGUAGAAAAGUCUUGCUUACAGCAGACGACUUUAGCAUUCGAUCUGGACAUGCGGAUGGAUCCACGGCUGGGAAGACGGUUUACGUGGAAAAGCUAGCUUUCGCGCUGAAAAUACCUGUCGUGAAACUUGUUGACGGCAGUUCUGGGGGCGGGAGUGUAACUACGAUUCGGAAGGAAGGGUGGAGUUAUCUUCCAUAUGUGACGCCUUUCAGUCAUGCGAUCAAGCAGUUGAAUCAGGGGAUUCCGAAUCUCGGAGCAGUUGUUGGACCUGCAAUUGGACUCGGUGCGGCGAGGGUAGUCUCCUGCCACUUUUCAGUCAUGGCAGCAGAUAUCGGUGCGCUCUUUAACGCAGGUCCGAAAGUUGUUGAGGGGGCUACAUUCGAAGAAGGGCUUGGUUUUCAAGACCUUGGAGGUCCAGUCGUGCAUUGCACAAAUGGAACAAUUGAUAACCUCGCUGCUAAUGAAGCUGAAUGCUUUGAGCAACUUCGCACUAUACUGAGCUAUCUGCCCAAUUCUGGAAGUGAUGCUCCGCCCGUGAUCCAUAGUGAUGAUCCUGAAUCGAGAGAGGACCUGACAUUACGCAGCAUUAUUCCCCGGCGACAGGCACGUAUGUAUAAUCCUCGAACGAUCAUUACCUCAGUUGUGGAUCGAGAUUCGUGGUUUGAGAUUGGUGCACUCUGGGGUCGAUCAGCAAUCGGUGGAUUAGCUCGUCUUGCCGGACGUCCUGUUGGGAUCAUCUCGCUGAACUGUGAGGUGAAUGGUGGUGCGUUAGAUGCAGCGGGGAGUCAGAAACUUACCCGGCUGUUGAAGAUGUGCGAUGUGAUGAAUAUUCCUAUUUUGCAGUUUAUCGACGUCCCUGGCUAUGCAAUCGGCACUGUGGCAGAACGCACCGCAACUAUGCGCUGGGGAGUCGAGCUAGCCAAAACCUAUUUCACAACAACAACGCCUAUAUUCAAUGUUAUCACUCGGCGCGCCUUCGGUGUAGCUGGAGGGGUUAUGAUCGGCUCUCGGGAUCCAGUCAUGCAAGUUGCCUGGCCAUCUGGACAAUGGGGCUCUCUGCCUCUAGACGGCGGGAUUGAAGUAGGACACCGACAUGAACUGCGUGAAGCAGAGAAGAAGGGCAAGAAAGAGGAGCGAUAUAAUGAGCUGGAAGAAGAAUAUAUGCGAUUGAUGAAUCCAGUCAGAACGGCAAAUGCGUUUGGAGUGGAGGAAAUCAUUGAUCCUAAGGAUACGAGGCAGGUUUGCUGUGAGUGGGUGACUCAUGUGUAUGAUGUCCUUAUGAAGGAUAGGUUGGCGGAUCGAGCUUGUGGAAAGAUUCAUCCUUCCUUUGCUUGA